AUGAAUCUCAGCAGUGACCUAGCUGCAAUAUUAGUCCUGCUCACAGGGCUUAGCUGGAUUAUUACAGAGGUGCAAGCAUAUUCUGCCUUUGAUUGCUGUUACAACUAUACUAAUAAGAAACCGCGUCUGAACAACAUUAGAAGUGUCUCCAUUCAGAAAUCCAGUGAGGUGUGCGAUAUUGAUGCUGUUGUUUUUAAAGUUGAACAUAAAAAUAAAAAGGGAAGCAGAGUUGUUAGCAUCUGUGCAAAUCCCCAAGAAGAAUGGGUUUUACAACUUAAAGAAGAUGCAAUGAAAAAACUUGCCUUGCCCAAACAUCAGCAGAAAAGAAAGAAAAUGGGAAAAAAGAAAAUGAAGGGCAAGAGGAAAUACAAACGAUCCUGGAAAAAUAAAAUGCAGAGGAAAAAAUGAGGGACCCAGAACAUGAGUCAAAAUCAGAAACACUCUGUAGCAGUGAAGUCUGCAAAAAGAACAUUAAAUUAUUUGUGACUAAGUCACCAUUACUGGUUUCUUCUGAAACUGUAAAUAUCCGUCCUUGGUUGAUUCAUAUUGCAUCAUUUAUAUAGCUUGUUAAAGCUUCCUUUUUAGAUCACAUUUUAUUUGUGAUCUUUUUCUAUAACUUUUCUAUGUAUUAAUAAAUAUAAUGUUUCAAAGUCAA
This is a messenger RNA of Bombina bombina (fire-bellied toad), 655 nucleotides long. Its product is annotated as C-C motif chemokine 20-like. Gene Ontology annotation, cellular component: extracellular region. NCBI's taxonomy places the organism in Eukaryota, Metazoa, Chordata, Amphibia, Anura, Bombinatoridae. Gene Ontology annotation, biological process: lymphocyte chemotaxis; immune response; chemokine-mediated signaling pathway. Gene Ontology annotation, molecular function: CCR chemokine receptor binding; chemokine activity. The transcript has 4 exons. Bases 1 to 408 code for a protein of 135 amino acids. The record is from RefSeq and is a predicted model, not a curated record.